UGCUGCCUCUCACGUCAUCAAGGUGUGUCGCAAUGCAUGAUGAGUUUCUAGAAUGGUGGAGUCGUGUUUGAGAUGCAGUCUAUUUUCUGACCUCCUGUAUGUUAGCUACCGGGGAGACUGUACGCGGCUUUCCGAAACACCUUGAUGUAUGAGAUUGACUUGUCUUAUAUAAGCAGGGCGGAAAUCCUACCACCAUUCUUUACUUUUUACAUGGAGCUCCCACCUGGCACUCGACUGUACACUUGGGACGUGGAUCAUGCCUCGACUUCGAUCUCGAGUCCGCCCCCGAAAGACUUUCGAAGCUGCAUAGCGCAGUGUACGGAGGUACCAAAACAGAGUCAGAGAUUCCAAAUGUAUACAAUAACGGCAUCAAGCUCCGUCAACGGCAAACGCUGGCUGAUCUGGCAACAUCCUCGAUGCCUUGCUGACUGGAAACUGACAUGCCGACACAUCUACAGGUGUAUCCGGCCAUUUGGCAGGGCGAUCAUGACCAGAAAUAUGAGGUUCUCGAAGGAUUUCUGUCGAACUCAUCGACGUUCCUAUCUUUCCUCUGGAGAUCGUUCACCGCCGAAAUGCAUCUCCACGGUCAAAGAAGCUCUGGCCAAGCCGGUUACGUCAGACUCGGUGAGCUCACCCCGCUUUACGACAGCUCCGACCAAUGGAUUCGUGUGUUGAUUUGGAAUUCAUGCCACAUCCUUUGAGCAACGAUGAUGGCCAUACUCAUAGACAUGGUCGCUGUUGCUCUCAUGGAGAAACUGGAGGUAUUUGCAAGGUCGGAGAAUCUACUCAGAGCAAAUCGCUGGGCAAAGUAAAGCCGUGUCCUUUGAGCAGAAGAGCUGUUCCUUGAGAAAGUGAACAACGAUGAGCAAGUACGAAAACGAGCCAAAAGGUAAAAGGC
Molecule: messenger RNA, 898 nt
Organism: Aureobasidium subglaciale EXF-2481
Lineage: Eukaryota; Fungi; Ascomycota; Dothideomycetes; Dothideales; Saccotheciaceae
Exons: 2
Coding region: 145-675 (176 amino acids)
Source: RefSeq, a predicted model, not a curated record